Chiloscyllium plagiosum (whitespotted bambooshark) is the source of this 1995-nucleotide messenger RNA. It is a transcript of the gene cct4, whose product is annotated as chaperonin containing TCP1, subunit 4 (delta). Gene Ontology annotation, biological process: protein folding. Gene Ontology annotation, molecular function: ATP-dependent protein folding chaperone; ATP hydrolysis activity; ATP binding. Lineage: Eukaryota; Metazoa; Chordata; Chondrichthyes; Orectolobiformes; Hemiscylliidae. The record is from RefSeq and is a predicted model, not a curated record.
CCGCUGACGUCAGUGGGUGGGGCCCGUGUCCGGGUCCUGGCCGUUUCUGGAAGUUUCGCCGCCUCAGAGACGCCGCUUACCUGGCGCUCGAGAGCUCACUACAAUCCGGCGCCAUCCUCCGUCCCAGGGCCCCGUUCCGCCGCCAUCCUCCAUCCAAGGGUUCCGUCCUGCUGCCAUCCGGGUCCGUCCUCCAACUCAAGGCCCAGACCCGGUCUAAGCGAUGCCAGAGAAAAGCGACAACAAAGGCCCGAACAGCGCGACCAAGGGAGUUUAUCAGGACCGUGAGAAACCGGCUCAGAUCCGCUUCAGCAACAUCUCCGCCGCUAAAGCUGUUGCAGAUGCCAUACGGACAAGUCUUGGCCCAAAGGGCAUGGAUAAAAUGAUCCAAGAUGGAAAAGGUGAUGUUACCAUUACCAAUGAUGGAGCAACUAUAUUGAAGCAAAUGCAAGUUUUGCACCCAGCGGCAAAAAUGCUGGUGGAGUUGUCAAAGGCUCAGGAUGUGGAAGCUGGUGAUGGAACCACAUCUGUUGUGGUAAUUGCAGGAGCUUUGCUUGACUACUGUGCUAGACUGCUUCAAAAAGGGAUCCAUCCUACAAUCAUAUCUGAGUCUUUCCAAAAGGCCUUAGAAAAGGGUGUAGAGGUUUUGAAUGGCAUUGCUCAACCUGUGGAACUAAGUGAUCGAGAAUCUCUCCUGAACAGUGCUACCACUGCUCUCAGCUCCAAAGUUGUUUCUCAGUAUGCCAGCCUUCUUGCUCCAAUGAGUGUUGAUGCAGUAAUGAAUGUAAUCGAUCCUGCAACUGCUAGUAGUGUGGAUCUUCGCGAUAUCAAAAUUGUCAGGAAACUAGGCGGAACAAUUGAUGACUGUGAAUUGGUGAAUGGACUCGUUCUGACUCAGAAAGUAGUUAAUGCGGGUGUCAGCCGAGUGGAAAAGGCUAAGAUUGGGCUCAUCCAGUUCUGUUUGUCUGCUCCAAAGACUGACAUGGAAAGCCAAGUUGUAGUUUCUGAUUAUGCCCAAAUGGACCGCGUGUUGCGUGAAGAAAGAGCCUACAUUUUGAACUUGGUGAAGCAGAUCAAAAAAGCUGGUUGCAAUGUUCUGCUGAUUCAAAAAUCAAUUCUGAGGGAUGCACUUAGCGAUCUGGCCUUGCACUUUCUUAAUAAGAUGAAGAUUAUGGUCAUCAAGGAUAUCGAGAGAGAAGAUAUUGAGUUUAUCUGUAAGACUCUUGGCAUAAAACCAGUUGCUCAUGUUGACCAGUUCAUGCCAGAUAUGUUAGGCACAGCAGAGUUGGCAGAAGAAAUCCGUUUGAAUGGUUCUGGCAAACUGAUCAAGAUUACUGGCUGUGCAAAUCCAGGGAAAACGGUAUCCAUUGUAGUCAGAGGGUCCAAUAAAUUGGUAAUGGAAGAAGCUGAGCGUUCCAUUCAUGAUGCUCUCUGUGUCAUCCGCUGCUUGGUAAAGAAAAGGGCUUUGAUUGCUGGAGGUGGAGCUCCUGAAAUUGAGUUGGCAGUACGCUUAACUGAAUAUUCCCGUACUCUUAGUGGCAUGGAGGCAUACUGUGUACGUGCGUAUGCUGAUGCCUUAGAGGUUAUCCCAUCUACUUUGGCUGAAAAUGCAGGUCUUAAUCCAAUUUCCACUGUCACAGAAUUGAGAAAUAGACACGCACAAGGAGAAAAAACUGCAGGAAUUAAUGUCAGAAAGGGUGGUAUUUCUAACAUUCUAGAGGAGCUGGUUGUGCAACCUUUACUUGUCUCCCUCAGUGCCCUGACACUUGCUACAGAAACAGUUCGUAGUAUCCUGAAGAUUGAUGAUGUGGUUAAUGCACGAUAGAUGCAACAGAAGUGAUUCAGAUGUCUCAAAUCCCCGUGUUUAUCUGCUGUGCCAACUUGUGAUUGAGCACAACCUUUCUGAUGUUUCAUCAUAAUGCAGAGUUGCUACAUGUUUGUGUUUACUAACUGUAGUAAUGCUUUAACUUAAUAAAAUAUUCAAAGUUUGAAAUUCAA